AUGGCGGAUGCAAGAGAAUUGCAGACCAAUUUGACCGAAUAUCGCGCUCAAUUAAGACAGGCAAGUUACCUAAUUCGACAAUUUUACGGUCUUAUUUUGAAUGAUACGUACAUAUGAUAACGAUGAAUAUGAAAGAUGGAACAAAGGGUUCGAUUUGCUGUCUAGAACAAGUCUAGGUUUUUUGACUUAUCCACUUGAAAGACGAUUUUGUUGACAUGUGGAAUGUAUUGUGGUUUCUUUAUCAGCGACUUUGUCAUGAAGUAGAAACUGUUCAGUUGUUAAGAGGGAGUAAGGGGUUUUCUAGCAAUACGAAAUUAGUUAGAUUUUGUUAUUGAAUACCAGCUGCUAAACCCUAAUUAUACUCUCGAUAGAAAAAUUAUACUUCUUAAUAUUCUUACUUUUAACAAAUCUUAGAAUUGUCUUUUUAUAAUGUAUGUAACGCUGAUCUUGAAGGUGGUCUGUCUUGUGAGGGGUAAAUGACUCUUUUGUAGAUUAUUCUUAUACCCUCUUUUUUCAUCUACUGUACAUGUAUUGUGAAGAGUGCUAGUGAUUAAAUGAUAAAUAGAUGAUGGAAAAAAAUUAUUGAUUGUCAUUUUAUACAAUAAUAUUAUUGGAUGGUUUUUUGCGAUAUCCAUAAUAAUCAAGGUCCAGGUAAGUGUUAUUAGUUGUUUUUGUUGAGAUAACAUUGAACACACCAUUGCAUAGAACAAAGUGAGACAUUCCUCUUCGAAAUCAUGCAUUGUGCGGGCAACCUACAGAUUAGUCAGUUAUCUUCUAGCAGUUACCUAACUUAUCUGUAGGUUGCGCUGAUUUCCAAAAUUUGCGCUAUGUUUUUAGCCAAUGAGAAGACAGAUAGUGAACACCAUGUAUAAAAAUAAAGUUUAUUUUUAUGAGGGGAAAAGUUACCAUGUAACAUUUGGGUAUUCUAAAUAGGUUGAAGCAGCAUUGACUACAGACCCAGGGAAUGAAGAACUAAAGAAACUAAAACAGGAUUUAGAAGUAAGUUUGAGUUUUUGGUCAUUAACGUUUUUGCCACAAAUUCUUGGAUUCAUAUAUUGUUUUUUUGUAUGACUUUUGGUACAACUUGUUGAACUAGGACUAGCAGACUUGGAUGACAUUUAUUUUAACAAUGAUUUUUUUUUUCUCUUGUCCAGGAAGUGAUCAAUCUUACAUUAGACCUUUUAAAAGUAAACGAGGUAGGAGCCAUGAUCUCUAUGAUGUUAUUUUACAGCUGUACAUGCACAACAAACAGAACAGGGGAAAACAAAGUACAGUGGAACCCACAUAUUUAACAUGUACAGACACAAAUGGGACAUUCCACAGUGUCCGUAUUGUCUAAUUGUCUGUAUUAAACAGGCCCUCCGAAAAAAUGCCACGGACACUGUUUUAUUGGUUAUGUUACAGACAUUCUGUACAAAAGAGCUUGGGACAUAGAAACGUUUUUGUUGUCUAUAUUAACUGAUUGCCAUAUUAGGUGGGUUUUUGUCAGGACAAAUGAAACUGUGUGUUAUACAGUGGAUUUAUAUGGAUGUUCAUUUUAAGUUGGUGUCCGAAGAGCAGGGUUCCACUGUGAGUUCCACUGUACUGACAAACCCCAUUAUGUAGUCAGUGAAGGGCCAUGAGAAUAUACUUCCUGCGAAAUGCUCCCCUUUGACCUGCUCAGCUUUUUAGAAAUACAAUGUAUCUCUGGUCCCAAAAGCGGGUUGGGGGCUUAUUAUAUUUGUACAAAAAACAAGCUUCUAAAGUUGGAGGCUCAUUAUCAUCAUUAGAAGGGGGAUUAAAAGAUUAAUGGAGAGGGAGUGCUUAAUGGAACCUUAAAAGUACUAAAAUUACACAUUAUUAAUCAUUUGUACUAGUUAAUGCUUAUUAAACUACAUUUACAGUCGACCCUCUCUUAACGAACACCUCUAUAAGACAGACACCUCUGUAAAACGGACACUUAGAGUUGGUCCCUUCCUUUCUUUGCUCCUUUUAUUUGACUCUCUAUAAGACAGACAUCUCUCUAAGACCAACAGCUAGUGCCGGUCCCAAAGGUGUCCGUCUUAGAGUGAUUUGACUGUAUUACCUAUCUGUCUGUUAUUCUGUGUACUUUACAUGUUAUAUUAGUAUAAUCUUACAUGACUUGUAUUUUCUUUUCAGAAAGGAAGUACAAGCACUGGUUCCACAUGGAAAGUAGGGGAUAGAUGCCAAGCAGUAUGGAGUCAAGAUGGCAGGUAAACUGUUACUAAGUAAUAUGCUUUGGUUUUCUGAAUAAGGUACACUUUAUUGACAAGUUCCCCAUACAUGAUUGUAGUUUUAACUUACAAGCUGUAGAUUUUCCUAACAAUAAUAAUGAAAUGUAAUAUCCUCAUUGUAUACUUGAGAAAUGAACUUUUCAUGAAAAACAAUGCUGAAAAAUGGCAUUUCUGACAGUGUACAAGUAGUAUAAUGGAACACUGGGAGACAGAACUAACUCUUUUGCUGACACGAACCAGAGGCCUGGGCUGGCUAGGAGGAAUUGUGUUUUUUUUUCUGAGUUCAUUAUGUUUAGUUGUAUGUUGCAAAUUUGAAUCAGUUUAGGUCAGCAUUCAUUUGAGCUCCUAACUUUUAUUUGCCAAUUUUGUUAUAUGUGUUCGUAGACAUUUGGCAAUUGUUAGCUUUUGUGUACCUCUGCCCCUAAGUUGUCGACACCGCAUGAAAAAAUCAUUUGAUUACCUAGCCUCCCAGGCAGAUGUUCUUAGGGGUUCGUCACGCGUUCCUGCCCCACGAACGUCUGCUGAUCCGCAAGAUAAAUUCCUUUCCCAUUGUUCUCAAAUAUCGGCUGGACAUACCUUGGAGAUUAUCAGAGAUCCAAUCGGCGCUGUUGAAGUCAACGUGUUGACAAGCCAAACGCAUACGUACAAGCACUGUAGAGUGUGAUAUGUGGGCAAAGAUUUUUGCUCCAGACGAGAAUAUAGGAGAUAAGCAUUGGCUUUUUGUACAUUUUUCUCUGUAAAGACUGGAUUAGAUGUCAUUUGCUCAUAAAAUUGUUCUUUGGGUGAUGCAACGGCGGGGUUACCUUAUAAGACUGAACAAAAGGCAGAAUUUUUUUUUCACAUGUUAUUGUUUUAUAGUAAAGCCGACUUCCGUUCAGCAAAUUUAACCUCCAAGGUAAUUUUUUUUUAAUGAAAUUGUGUGGGUAGCCAUUAGUACGAACGCUUGUGAGUUAACUGAGUAGUUUGUUCUAAAACUGUGAGGUCGUCACCUUUCAUGAGACCUUUCUGAUCUUUUCUGGAGCUAUAAAGUCAAGUGCGAAAUUUCUCAAGGUCCAAAGUGCACUUCCCAGAUCUGGAAGUCUGCUGUGAUUGGUCUGUGUUUUUUUCUGCCCAAGUCAGCAGACGUUCGUGGGGCAGGAAUGGUGACGAACCCCUAAGAACGUCUGUGUGGGAGGCUAUUGAUUACCUACAUGUAAACAUAUUAUCUGCUGUCAUACAUUCAAGAUGCUUUUUAAAGACUAUUAUCUUUGAAGUUCAAAAAAAACAUAAUUUUCUAUUUCAGCUAUUAUGAUGCUACUGUUGAUAGUAUAUCUGAUGACCUCACAACCUGCACUGUUUCAUUUGAUAAGUAUGGGAAUACAGAGAUUGUUAAGGUCAGUGCCUAUAAUUUGAUCCAUCUCUGUACACACUCUCAUUGCUUUAACAAAAUAUUGUUAUUUAUAACAGUUUUGCACUAAUUUUGCUUUGUCUCAUGUACGAAUGGUAUUUCAAAUAGGUAUCAUCUUUAAGGCAUACAGAUCAAGCCCGAAUAGAAAGGCCAUCAGAGGGAUCAGAAUCUUCCGCAAGCACCUCAAAGAAAUCAAGGUAAUACAUGUACAGACAUAAAAACAGUGAAAAUGGCGUGAAAGUUUUUUUUGUACAAUGUAAUAAUAUUACUGCUGGCCAUAAAAUUAGUGUACUUAUAUGUCAUUGUAAUUAUUAUUAUUAGGAGUCUUAUUAUGCUGCAUGUUUUUUGGUCUGUCAACUGUACAUAGACAACUAAGUUAUUUUAUAAUGAAAUUAUCGCAGGGCUGGUGAAAAUGCUCUACAAGAACAAAAAAGAAAGAAGAAUAAGAUGUUAAAGAAGAAACAAAAAGCAAAGGUACAUCUGAAACGUGUGUCACAUAGUGAAAUGAAAGGAAACAUAUUGUUUGAAGUAAAAUUUAUCAUGUUUUAGACAUUUCUGAUGUUGGCAGGAGUAGUUUCAGAGAACAUAUUACAGUGUAUGUACAGUACUAAUAUUACUAUUACAGCCAUUUUGAAUUUUUUCUGUUUUGUAUUACUUUGUAGGAACUUGAAGAACUGAGGGAAAAGGGCAAGCAAAACUGGCUGGACUUUUUUAACAAUUCAAAGGUUAUUGUCCAAGCAAGAUAGUAGUUACAUGUACAUUCUAUAUAGAAAUAGCUAUGAAGCUGUACAUAAACAAGAAUCUCUGCCUGUUUAGUUAAUGGUGAUCUUAAUCUUCUCUAGUUUCGUACAGCUGUAGCUAACAUGAGACUGUAUGCAAACAAGAAAAAACAUAAACAUAACCUUUUCCUUCAUCUUCUAACUUUCUAACAAAAAUAUUAGAAAUAGGCCAUGGGACAGAAGAUUGUUUUCUUUUUUUAUGUACCGUUAAUUCUCCCAAACUUUAGUCUGUUUAUCAUUGAAUGACUCCUCAGCAAUGAUUUUUCAUUGUUCUUAGCCUACCAGAAUGUCAAGGAGUCUAGAAACCCAAUGUAAAACAAGUUGAAAGGCACAUGUUUUUGUUUCCAAUGAUAAAUACUAACCUCAACUGAAAUUAAAAUCCUGUAUUAUCACUAUUGUUUUUAAUUACCAGGCCCUGAAUUUUUUGCUUAGUACCUCAGUCAAAUUUUAUGGAUUUUUGUGUUAACAUUUACUACAUAUACAUGUACAUGCAAUGUUUAUAGGGUGGUGGAUCAAGUAAAUCAGGCAAAAGCUUAAAAGGAGUUUCCAAGAAAAGCAUAUUUGCCUCUCCAGACACAAUCCAAGGAAAGGCAAGUAUUACCAAAACUAGAAAUAUGUUAUCUCAAAAAUCUUGCAAAGCUGUGAAGGGUCACCAGUGAGAAUAAAGGGACACAAGCCAAAGGGAAAAAUAUGAUGAAAAAAAGACAAAACAGAAACAAAAGGUACAAAGACAACAGAACUUGGACUUAUGCCAUGAUAAACCUCCUGCUCCCAGACGACUGGACCAUGCCUCCCCUGGACUAUUAACAACAGAAAAUUAA
Porites evermanni is the source of this 5221-nucleotide messenger RNA. Lineage: Eukaryota; Metazoa; Cnidaria; Anthozoa; Scleractinia; Poritidae. The record is from the annotation of a GenBank genome assembly.